Molecule: messenger RNA, 1279 nt
Organism: Spodoptera frugiperda (fall armyworm)
Lineage: Eukaryota; Metazoa; Arthropoda; Insecta; Lepidoptera; Noctuidae
Gene: Phb2
Product: prohibitin-2
Exons: 1
Coding region: 123-1022 (299 amino acids)
Biological process (GO): mitochondrion organization
Cellular component (GO): mitochondrion; membrane
Source: RefSeq, a predicted model, not a curated record
UUUUGUCUAUGGUCGUUGCACAAUAAAAUUAUUCGAUUUCGGUCUGCUGUUUUAGGUUAGAAUUUAUAAUCGUAAAAAGUAUUAAAAUUUGGUAAUAAUACGCAUUUAGAAACCUCGCUAGUAUGGCACAAAGUAAGCUUAACGAUAUGGCGGGCAAAUUCGCCAAGGGUGGACCUCCUGGCCUGAACGCUGGAAUAAAAGUGGUGGCUGUCUUAGGUGCGGCAGCUUAUGGCGUCUCACAAUCCUUGUUUACCGUUGAAGGUGGUCAUCGUGCCAUCAUGUUCAACAGAAUAGGAGGUAUACAGCAACACGUUAUGAGUGAAGGUAUGCACUUCCGCGUUCCUUGGUUCCAGUACCCCAUCAUUUACGACAUCAGGUCCCGUCCUCGCAAGAUUUCAUCACCCACCGGAUCCAAGGAUUUGCAAAUGGUUAACAUUUCCUUGAGAGUACUCUCUCGUCCCGAUGCGAGCUCACUCCCUACCAUGUACAGACAGCUCGGCACUGACUAUGAUGAAAAAGUGUUGCCCUCAAUUUGCAAUGAAGUACUGAAGUCUGUGGUUGCAAAGUUCAAUGCAUCACAGCUGAUUACACAGCGUCAGCAGGUCUCACUUUUAAUCAGAAGAGAGCUGGUGGAACGUGCGGCUGAUUUCAAUAUUAUUUUGGAUGAUGUAUCUCUAACUGAAUUGAGCUUUGGUAAGGAAUAUACAGCUGCAGUUGAAGCUAAGCAGGUAGCCCAGCAGGAGGCUCAGCGUGCUGCUUUCGUUGUGGAAAGAGCCAAGCAGGAGCGUCAACAAAAGAUUGUACAGGCUGAGGGUGAAGCUGAAGCAGCUGAAAUGUUGGGUAAAGCUAUGGGAAUGAACCCUGGUUACCUGAAACUGAGAAAGAUCCGUGCUGCUCAAAGCAUUUCUAGAAUGAUUGCCCAAUCUCAAAACCGUGUAUUCCUCCCUGGCAACAGCUUGAUGAUCAACCUCCAGGAUCCUACCUUUGACGACCUGUCCGAGAAGCUGACUAAGAAGAAGUAACAUGAGGCUGAGAGUGUGUGCGCUGAAAGCCUGGAGCCUGCGACCACUCUGCCAGAAGUUGAUGAUACUAUUCUUAAAAGUGGUGUUGCUUCAUUUGUCGUUUAGUGCAUUUGUUUAUGUAGGUACCAAGAGCAUUACAAAUAAUAUUAUGUAAAAAGUCAGCCUGUUCAGAAUGUAAUAUUGCAUUUUACGUUAUCUAGUUGUAGGUUUAUAGUAUGUAUGGGAAUCUAUGAUUGAAAUAAAAGUUUGAAAAUUAA